Messenger RNA from Talpa occidentalis (Iberian mole), 7425 nucleotides. It is a transcript of the gene FGD4, whose product is annotated as FYVE, RhoGEF and PH domain containing 4. The record is from RefSeq and is a predicted model, not a curated record. Gene Ontology annotation, biological process: filopodium assembly; cytoskeleton organization. Gene Ontology annotation, molecular function: metal ion binding; guanyl-nucleotide exchange factor activity. Gene Ontology annotation, cellular component: cytoplasm. Lineage: Eukaryota; Metazoa; Chordata; Mammalia; Eulipotyphla; Talpidae. Bases 1 to 2745 code for a protein of 914 amino acids. The transcript has 17 exons.
AUGAGCGGCGAGAGCGGCUACAACUUCAGGCGGGUGGCGAUCCGACGGAAGGUCGACUUCGCCUACCUGCCGCCCGGGGCGCCCCGGCCCUGGAGCCGGCCGCCGUCGCACCCGAGACGAGUGGACAUGGCCGCCUACAGGCGCCUCCCGCCCGCCGCCGCCUCAGGCAGCAGUACCUGUCCAAAGAUCGCCAUCGACCCACCUUGUCUAAGCAACAGCACGACCACACUGGUGGAUCAGAAUGUAUCUGUUGAAGAGGCUCAGGGAAUAAAUGGAAACACGCCAGCGAAACACCCAGCUGCAAGUCCAAAGCCACAAGUGCCUCCAAAGCCAUUACAUCUGCAGAAUUUACCUUUGGGCGAUAGCUGCCAGCCCCCCAGGCACAAAGCUUCAUCUGGCGCAAAACCAAGGAUGGAGGGAGUGCAAACCGCUGCAGCUUCUCGUGUUUCAAAGGAAAAGCCCAGCAAGGUGUCUGACCUCAUCAGUCGCUUCGAGGGGGGCAGCUCGUUAUCAACUUUCAGUGAUCCGAAGAAGGAGUCUGCAGUGAGCCUGAGUGCCCCGAAGACCCCCGGGAGGCCUGGGUUGACCAGCACCCCUCAACACAAGCUGUCCCCCAAGCACGUACCCCAGAAGCAGGAAAAUGACAUAGACCAAGCCCAGGGCGAGCUGAUCAGCCUGGCUAACGGCCUGAUGGCUGCGCCAGACCAGAGUGAACACGAACAGGACCAGCAGGCCAGUGUGAGCCCAGAAACGCCCCCUGAGAUGGCCGAGCCCUCACUCAAUACGAACUUCGUGAAUGGAGAGAGAGAGGAUACCCCCACAGGCCCUGCAUCCCCCACCACCCAGGAUGCAGGUGAGGGAGAUGUAGGAGAAGCAGGUGCAGGAGAAGGAGAUGCUGUGUGCAGGAGCGGCAGGACUGCAGGUGCGGGCCCAGGGCUUCCCCUGGAAGAGGCCAGCACGCAUGCAGAAGCCACGGCACAGGAGAGGGAAGAGGGAGAGCACCCUCUGGAUCUGGGCCAGCUGGACCAGCCCCCUGAAGUGAAGGAGACGAACGAGCAAAAACUGCACAAAAUAGCCAAUGAACUUCUGCUUACGGAAAGAGCUUAUGUCAGCCGACUUGACCUCUUAGACCAGGUAUUUUAUUGCAAACUAUUGGAAGAAGCAAACCGAGGCUCAUUCCCAGCAGAGAUGGUGAAUAAAAUCUUUUCUAAUAUUGCGUCAAUACAUGCCUUCCAUAGUAAAUUCCUAUUGCCAGAGCUGGAGAAGCGAAUGCAAGAAUGGGAAACUACCCCUAGAAUUGGCGACAUCCUUCAGAAAUUGGCCCCGUUCCUUAAGAUGUAUGGAGAAUAUGUGAAAGGAUUCGACAAUGCGAUGGAAUUGGUCAAAAACAUGACAGAGCGUAUCCCCCAGUUCAAAUCGGUGGUUGAAGAAAUUCAGAAGCAGAAGGUCUGUGGGAGCCUGACACUGCAGCACCACAUGCUGGAGCCCGUGCAGCGCAUCCCCCGCUACGAGCUGCUCCUCAAGGACUACCUGCGGAAACUGCCCCCUGAGUCUGCCGACUGGGGUGAUGCUAAGAAAUCACUUGAAAUUAUAUCUACAGCAGCAAGCCAUUCGAACAGUGCAAUAAGAAAAAUGGAGAACCUAAAGAAACUCUUAGAGAUUUAUGAGAUGUUGGGAGAAGAAGAAGACAUUGUCAACCCUUCCAAUGAACUCAUAAAAGAAGGGCAGAUCCUCAAGCUUGCGGCUAGAAACACAUCAGCCCAGGAGCGAUACCUGUACCUGUUCAACAACAUGCUGCUGUACUGCGUGCCAAGGUUCAGCCUGGUGGGCUCCAAGUUCACAGUUCGCAACAGAGUUGGCCUCGAUGGAAUGAAAAUCAUUGAGACUCACAAUGAGGAAUACCCGCACACGUUCCAGGUGUCUGGGAAGGAGCGGACGCUGGAACUACAAGCCAGUUCUGAGCAAGACAAAGAAGAGUGGAUCAAGGCCCUUCAAGAGACCAUUGAUGCUUUCCAUCAGAGAAAUGAAACCUUCAGAAAUGCGAUUGCAAAGGAAAAUGACGUCCACUCUGAGGUCUCUACUGACGAGCUAGGCAAGCGGGCCCCCAAGUGGAUCCGAGAUAAUGAGGUGACCAUGUGUAUGAAAUGCAAGGAAUCUUUCAAUGCACUGACUAGGAGGCGGCACCACUGCAGGGCCUGUGGACACGUGGUAUGCUGGAAGUGCUCUGACUACAAGGCACAACUUGAGUACGACGGAGGCAAACUGAGCAAAGUGUGUAAAGACUGCUUUCAGAUCAUAAGUGGGUUCACAGACAGUGAAGAAAAGAAAAGAAAAGGAAUUUUAGAGAUUGAAUCAGCAGAAGUGUCUGGAAACAGUGUGGUGUGCAGCUUUCUUCAGUACAUGGAGAAGUCCAAGCCUUGGCAGAAAGCUUGGUGUGUGAUCCCCAAACAAGAUCCUCUUGUGCUGUACAUGUAUGGCGCCCCCCAGGACGUGAGGGCCCAGGCCACCAUCCCACUGCUAGGCUAUGUGGUGGACGACAUGCCCCGGAGUGCGGACCUGCCCCACAGCUUCAAACUGACCCAGUCCAAGUCCGUGCACAGCUUCGCCGCCGACAGCGAGGACCUGAAACAGAAGUGGCUGAAGGUCAUCUUCCUGGCAGUCACAGGUGAGACUCCAGAUGACCCAGAUGAGCCUCCAGCCUCCUUGGAUGAUCAUCCCGAGACCAAGAGGAAGUCCGAGGGCUGAGCCCGGCCUGGGUGUGGGUAUCUCCCCGGAGAGCUGGAGACACUCCCAGCACCCCUCACUCACCUCUUAGCACUUUAUGUCGGAAACGUAGACUGGGAAAUGCGUCUUUGGGGCAGUCACGCUGUGUCUGUGUACUCUUCGUGAAACAGAUGCGUGGAGCCAUUCUACUGAUGAACAUCUGGAAUAAUGUGAAAAAGCAGCAUUUUUAAUGGGCUACCCCUUGAAUCCGUUCUUGAGUCUUGAAGGAAAUGGGUGUGUGUGAUUCUCUCGCUGUUGGGUUAGGAUAGGCCACUUUCAAGAAACACUCUAGUGUCUCCUCUUGCACAUACUGUAGGAUUGCAACUGUCUGAAGGAUAUACCUCCGUGUUGCCAAAAUAGAUCCGCGGUUUAAAAAAAAUCAAAUACAGGGACAGUUUAGGUUAAUGUUUUGACUUAUUUAAUUGACUCGCACUGGCUGCAUUGAUAAUGUCCGUUCUUUUGAAACAAAAGCAGAAGGGCAAAUUGUUGGUGUUCAAAUAUAAUACUUGGUUUUGUGGAAAUACUCCUAAGAAUAAAAAAUCUUAAGUAUAUAGCAACGAUAUGUAAAUAGUAUUCAAUAGAAAUGUCUAUGUAUGUGCUUGACAUGCUUUUCUCCUCAGCUUUCGGUUUCUAUUUGUCGCUAAUUUAUUUUUAAAAUAUAAAGCAUGUUUUAUCUGGGAAUCUUGAGUAGUGUUCUAAACUUCACUAUUUCUGGUGAUUUUAUGUUUAGCUGAUUGACAACUAAGGGUAUGGGUAUUUUUGUAAUGAGAAAAAGCAGUAACUUGCGUGGCAUGGGCCCUCUUGGUGAAUUCCAACUGUAUUUUUCAAGUACUAUUUUUUCGUUCUGUGCCUAUUGAAAACUGUGCCUGUCUCUGAAGGUGCUAAUAAUAAUUACCUGUGAGGGUCUGAUGAAUGCUUCCGUUUUGAUUAUCCUGCGAUAAAGCCCAUUCAGUCACUGGGCUGGCCAGGCCCCCCUUGCAGUCUGACCACUGUUGCUGCAGUUAGUACCAGCAGGUGCAGGAACUUUCACCAAAACUUGAACUCCACCUACCUUACAACAAGCAGGGACGUACAGAAACUGCAUUGAUCGCAAAGCUUUUCUCUCCAUAAAAAUGUCAGGCGUGCUGUACUAGGGAUGCUGUAGAGUCACCACUGAGGAUGACCCUGAGAGUUGUUCCUUUCUUGGAUGAGGCACAAGACUCGCGGGGAUCACUGGCAUUUAAGGGCCUAGAAAAUUCAAGUACUAGUUCACACGUAAGGUGUGAAAGGAAGCCUCUGUCCAGUUGUACACUACCUGGCCAGAGGAGAGAGGAGAGACACAGGGACGCAGGCAGUUUUCAGAGGUCCAAGGUGAUUGAAGAGAAUCUGAGCUUCUGACCCCAUUUUCUCCUCUGGGAAAUUUUAACAGGACAGUUGUUAACAAGAUGUGAUUCCUUGUCACUGAGGCUGCAUCUCAUUCUGCGAGAGUUAUGAUUAAUAUCCUACACUAAGUUAACUGUUUAACUUACCCCUUUUCUCUAAAUCUUUUUUCUCCUUUACCCCAUCAUGCUGAAACAUUAUCACUACUAGCGCUUUAGAAAUGCACGCAUACGACUCCCUGUCCUUGACUUUUGAAAAUCACACCCUGAAUGGAGACUAGAUCCACUCAGAAUUUGAAAUGACCACCCACUGAUUCAGAGCCUGUUGUUUUAAGAAAGAGUUGAAAUAGCUCCCUUCCCCUCCCCCACGAAGGAGAAGGCAAAGCAGUCAUGACUGACCUGAUUCCCGUCCAGCUGUCAUCACUCAGGUCACAGCAAACGCAUGCAGCCAAAAAGAUGCCAAGGUCCCUUCGUGGGGGCCAGGCAAGUAGGUGACCCUUCGUUUCUCUCCCCUUGUCCCCUGUCAUGUGUUUCUGUGUGUGUGUGCACAUCUGUACAUGUUGAGGGAUCGUGACUGCAAUCCAGUAAUAGCUAUUAAUAAUCUCAAGAAAAGAGAAGCAAUGAAAGUACCAAGUGACUGUUGGGGAAAGUGGCUUUUGUGAAUGUGGUGGAACAGCUGGAGCACAAGGCCAAUGAGACCUGUACAGGCCAGAGUAUAUUCCAAAGCUGUUUUGAAUAGUGAGGAGAUGACACUUUCCCCACCCUUAGGUUCUCCUGGAAUGCAAGGGACAUGCACACAAGCUCAUCAACAUCAAUGCUAUUAAAUCCAAGCUAGUGAAAGAAGACCCACCGAAAGAGAGUAGUGUCCUGCUCUUUGGACGUCAUCUUUUAUUCUUCAAAACCAAGGUAGAAAAAUCAGUGCUGGAAGAGAAUCUGGUUACCCAGCCCCGUCUUCACGCCCCACCCUUUUUCUUAGCCAAGCACAGAGAGAAGGACCCAGGCAGCCUUACCUGUUUCUCCCUUCUUAAAGAGUCAGUAAUGCUUGUACCUGGAGAAACAUAGAGAAACACUCUACUCAGCCUUUCGGUAAAUACCCACCUCAACCAGAAGACCUCAGGUGUGAUUGGUGACAGAAUCCAUGUCUUCUGCUGUCUGACCAGACAAGAUACAAUGGAUCUAAAAAAUAACAAUUGGUUGCUUUCCUACCCAACCAAAGUGAGACUCUGGAUGAGUCUCACUCAUUACUUCCUCUCAUUUGGUAUCCUCCAACUCAUCCAUUCUUUAAUGUGCCCUUCCUACAAACAUAAAAGGGCAUAUUGGAUAAAAAUUACUAUUCAGUACAAAGCAUUCCAGUCUUUUAGACCUAAGUUUUGCUUUUGUUGAAAGUUUGCUGCUUGGCAUAAUACAGGCUUAGUGCCAAGUUGGAAGUGGGACUCAGAAAUGAAAUUGCCACCAGCCACUUUUGUACUCACGGCAUCUGCAAUGCCAUCAUGUAUGCAAGCAAUAAAACUCUUCAGGGUAUGUUUUUAUACUGAUAUUUUAAUACGACCCCCCCUAGCCACAUGGAUGUAGAGCUUCUAGAAGUGAUACUGAUGAGAUUCACCUUGUUGGGCAUAGAGCAAUGUGGGGAGAGGUGUUAUUCCUUGGACUCAAGUAUCAAAAGCAUUUUUACUUUUGCAAAGUGCAUGGGUCGCGAUGGGAAGCUCAUCUGUGUUUCCUUUCCCAUGAAGUUUAGUGCAACACAUGGGCUGGUGCACUUACCACCACUGGUAGGUGAGGUUCCCUAAGUCACAAAAAUGACCAGACUUUUAUAAGAACUAACCUUUUCAAUAUACCCUGUCCCCACAUAAAGAUACACAUUUGGAUUUUUUAAAAGAAUACUCACUUUUAAAUCUAUAAAGACUACAAACUCCAUCGAACUGCAGGGCUGUUAAAGAUUCAUUGAUGCCUUCUAAAAACCUUUCAUCCAAAAUACCUCUGUCAGUUCACAAUUCUGUUUUACUUUUGUCUACUUGUGGCAACAGGGUAUGUUGUUUUCCUUUCAAAAUUUUAGUGUGAUUUCUGGUUACAUUCAAAAGCCUUGUGUUCUUAUUGCAAGCAUAUCGUCUGUGGUAACGCUAAUAAUCUUUCUGGAUCCGAUCAAUCCUGAAGAGCAGGCAAUAGAAGAGCAGAUAAAUUCUAGGGAACAAAGACCUUAUUUUUUGCCUCUAGCACAGAAUGGAAAACUAAUUACAAUGUCCACGUCACAUGAUUUCUGCGUCAGAUGGGUCUAAGAUUAAGCACAUGGUAUUUAUAAGCUAAAGUUAGUUCAGAAGGCAAAAAUGUCUUAAUGUGUUCAUUCUUAAAUCUUAUAUUCUUCCAGAAUGUAUGAAUAUUAAAACUGGCUACCCAGUUCUUAUUCUUAAGACUAUAUUGACAUCUGUAUCACUUCUUCAUUCUUAUCCGGUGGUAGUAGAAUCCAAUCACUUUUUAUUUUCAUAUUACUACCUACUAUAAAGUCUCCAGAUUUAGAAGCUAUGAGUAUGAUAUAUAAAGACCACUAAAUCUACUUUAAAAACCCCUCCUGUGAAUUUCUGCAUAUAUGUAUAUAUGUAAAAACAUUGUUGAUUUCCAAUUGUUUUUUCCUGGGAAUGAAAUUUUUAUAGAAACUCUUCUAAUUGAAAUAUUUAACACAUAUUAUUUCACAGAUUUUUAGUAUAAUUCAUUCUUAUGUAUGCCCUAUAAUCAUGCCAUCGUGGGAAGAUAGUUUUGCUGUCUUUGCUGUUACAGUAGAGAGGAAUAAGAUUUGGAACUGAAACAAGCAAGAGCAAAGAGAUGGACAGAAAGUCCAGUCCAUCUGCUGGUCUCCAGAUCAGAGGAAUGUACAUUAAGAGAGAAAUACUUCAACUGCAGAAGGGUAUAAACUCUCACAUAGAAUUCUAUAUAAUUACAUACUGAUGGAAUCCAUUGCAUCCAGGCCUUUUCCCUUGGCCUCUGAUACCAUUGGUAUCUUGUCAUACUUUCUUUUUUCCUUUAGGCUUGAAAAACAUUCUCUUUGACCAUUUUCUGCACUGAUGACUGAGAUUUUAAAAAAGUCCCUGUAAUGUCAACCCUGAUCUCCUUGGCAAGAAUGCGGUGUCUUUCCUGGGAAUCAACAUGAAGUAGCACAUGUCUUCUACAAGAUAGUUUUAACUUUUGGGGUCACUGAGAGUUACAUAAUGGUCUCUCCUACCUACAGUUCAUUUGGGUAGAUUUAGUGAAAAAUUUAAAUCAGGAAAUCUCAUUGUAGCAUAUUUUAAUAAGUGAAUACCAAAUACAUAGAGUG